AUGGAUGCAGGCUCGACAUCCCGCCGUAUCUGCAUCUGGUGGAGACGAACACGGGCCGUAGCCUCUGCGUGCAUCAUCAGCCAGGAACACGUGUGCCACCCACUUUCAUUGGCCCCACAGGUCUUGGGCGCAGCCGUCAACCGAGGGGUCAUAUCCACGGAGAUGCGCGCCUUCAACAAUCUCAACUGGCACAGGGGCGGCGGCGUCUUGCAGAAGAUCGGACUCACAAACCCCUUCUUUAGCGGCGAGUACGCUGCUGCUCACGUGACGGGCUGCCAGGACGGCCCAGACAAGAAGUGCAAGAAAAUGGCAGCAGGUCUCAGGCACGUUGGCGCGCACUCGGUCGAGACAAACCGCAUGACAUUCAACGGGAACAUCUCCACCUUUGAUCUCUGGGACACUGAGACGCUGCACGGUGGCGAGGAUAUGGAGCUCCGGGAGACAUACUUCACCACAAACGGCAACUUGGCGCAGGCUGUGCAGCAGAACCGCACGGCAAUCCACACAGUGCACAACAACACCGUGCGGCGGGCACGGCCUGCGGACCCAACCCUCACCUCCAGUAACGGCCACUGCACCAGCAAGUGGCCCGAUGGCAAGUAUGAGCUCGGCCAACGGCAACCUCACCAGUCGCGCAUUGCCCAUUGCCCUCUCCACUACUACGCCAAGGACCACGGCUACGUGCCAUGCACCACGUGCGGCAUGGGCACCUGGGCCUCCGCCCCGUGCUCCUCGUCCUCCGACGCCGUUUGCUCUUCCUGGACCGAGUGCAAGCCGGGCCAGAAGGAGUCUGUCUCUGGCAACGCCGUGCGCGACCACCGCAUGUGCGUGAGCUGCACCCGCGGCAUGGAGUACCAGCCGCUGCCGGACCGCGCCUCGUGCUUCCCCACCAGCGUGUGCGAGGAGCCCUUCAUCGAGACCAUCCCGCCCACGCUCACCACAGACCGCCUCUGCUCCUGCGACACGCUCGCCUGCAACAAGCUCAUCACGCAGCUGUUUGAGGAGAUGGUGUGCGCCGAGCCCACCGACGAGCAGCUCGACGUGGAUGGCAUCCGCGACACCAUUCGCCAGAUGGAUGCCUACGAGGCACGCCGCUCCUGCCCAGGCUGCACAGACACGUGCGAGUGCAGCGCUGGCUUCAUCCUUGUCUACGACGCCGACUCAGCCGACUGUCGGCCAUGCGACGGCGUGACGGAGUUCUCCCCAUCCGUUGGCGGCAGCAAGUACGAGCCCAUUGAGGAGUGCGAGCUCGGCCAGGAAGAGGUCGCCGCGCCAACCCGCUCCUCGGACCGCGUGUGCCACGACUGCUCGGCCCGCACCAUCGACUUGGACAGCGACGGUUCCACGGGUUGCCAGCCAAAGUGCGCGCCCGGGUUUGAGGAGGUGCAGGCCAUGACGCUCCUCAUCAGCGACCGUGUCUGCGACGAGUGUCCUGGAGGGCACGUACAAGGCUGUCUCUGGCCAGCCAGGGCGUGCUCUUGCUUUCCCGUCACGACGUGCGAUGCCGGCGAGGAGGAGACGGCCGAGCCCACCCCCACGAGCGACCGCGUGUGCAGCCAGUGCGAGCUCGGCGCCACCUUCAAGCCCGUCGAACGGCCGGGCCGAGUCAUGCCGCCCCGUCACGCAGUGCGGUCCGGAUGA
Messenger RNA from Salpingoeca rosetta, 1641 nucleotides. RefSeq lists its product as uncharacterized. Gene Ontology annotation, biological process: positive regulation of angiogenesis; positive regulation of transcription by RNA polymerase II; immune response-regulating cell surface receptor signaling pathway. The record is from RefSeq and is a predicted model, not a curated record. The coding region runs from base 1 to 1641 and encodes 546 amino acids. Lineage: Eukaryota; Choanoflagellata; Craspedida; Salpingoecidae. Gene Ontology annotation, cellular component: CD40 receptor complex; external side of plasma membrane. Gene Ontology annotation, molecular function: antigen binding; protein binding; hydrolase activity, hydrolyzing O-glycosyl compounds. The transcript has 9 exons.